UAACACCAUGACCGUGUGGUCGGUCCGUGUGGCGUUCGUGGCAUCCCAUGGUUCUGGUGAUUCGCGGAUUCUACCCUAAGCUGUAGGUCCAACUCCAGUAUCCGCAGAUUGGUACCCUGGACACUAUAGGGUCGCAUAUGUAAGAAUAGUCAACGAGGAUCUCUUGUCCACACAACCAUAUCUACUACAUACGCAUUAUAUUGGACUACUCCAGAACAAGAAUUAUUCACUGCUAUUAUCACAGUUCAAGUCUUGCUUUUAAGAUACACGCUUUGAAAUUUCUUUCAAUCAUGGUUCCAAAUUUUGUGACCACUGGAAAUUCAAUCCUAGAUGAUAAAAUUAAUGAAUGGCUAAACUGGAACAAAAAUAAAGAAGCAGAAAAAGAAAUUCAACAACUGAUUGAUGAUGUUGAUAUCAAAACUCUCAAUAACUUAUUUCUUAAAAGACUUGAAUUUGGUACAGCUGGUCUUCGAGGACAAAUGCGCCCAGGAUAUAAUGGAAUGAAUGAUUUGGUGAUUGUACAAACAGGGCAAGGUUUAGCCAAAUAUCUAUUGAAAACUAUCCCAAAUGUCAGAGCAAAGGGUGUAGUAAUAGGAUAUGAUGGUCGUUACAACAGCAAAAGGUUUGCAGAGUUGACUGCAACUAUCUUUUUGAAUAAUAAAAUCAAAGUAUACAUGUAUUCUCAAAUCUGUCCUACGCCUUUUAUUCCAUAUGGUGUGCUUAAAUAUAAAUGUGCUGCUGGUAUUAUGAUAACUGCAUCGCAUAACCCAAAAGAAGAUAACGGUUACAAAGUUUAUUGGGAGAAUGGGUCACAAAUAAUUUCGCCUCAUGACAAAGAAAUUCAAAAAAAUAUAUUAGAAAACCUUAAACCACUAGCAGAAUCGUGGGAUACUUUUCUUGUAUACAACAAUCUCUUAUUCAAAGACCCAUUGCCAGAAGUUAUGGUAUCUUACUUUGAGGAUCUGAAAAAUGAUGUUUUGUAUCCAGAAAUUAACAAAAAUACUGCUAUCAAAUUUGUAUAUACACCUGUACAUGGUGUUGGUUACAAUUACAUGGUUGAAGCAUUUAAAGUUGCUAAUUUCAAGGCUUUUAUAGCAGUUGAAGAACAGAAGGAUCCUGAUCCAGAAUUUUCCACGGUUAAAUUUCCUAAUCCUGAAGAGCCCAGUGCAUUGGAACUGAGCAUUGCAACAGCAAAGAAGAGUGGCUCUACUAUUAUCAUAGCUAAUGAUCCAGAUGCAGAUAGACUUGCGUGUGCAGUAAAAAAGAAAGAUGGCGAGUGGUAUAUAUUUUCUGGAAAUGAGUUAGGAGCAUUAUUAGGCUGGUGGAUGUUGCAGACACAUAAAGUUAGGUUUCCUGAUGUCAAUUUAGCUGACACUUAUAUGUUGGCAUCUACCGUGUCCAGUAAAAUACUUGCUUCGAUGGCGAAAAAAGAGGGCUUCAAGUUUGAGGAAACGUUAACCGGUUUCAAAUGGAUGGGGAACGUAGCAUCCGAUUUGAUAAAAUCUGGAAAGACUGUACUUUUUGCUUACGAAGAAGCUAUCGGCUUCAUGUGCGGUUCAAAUGUCUUGGAUAAGGAUGGCGUGAGUGCAGGUACUCGCGUUGCUGAAAUGGCAGCUUAUCUCAACAGUAUGGGACUUAGCCUUAUUGAAAAAUUAGAUGAAAUAUACUGCGAGUAUGGACACCAUAUAAGUGACAAUUCUUAUUGGAUAUGUCACGAGAAAGAGACAAUCAAAGCAAUUUUCAACCGAUUGAGAACCUACAACGGUAAAGAAAGCUCGUACCCGAAUGGUAUUCUCGGAACAAGAUAUCCUAUCACGAGUGUCAGAGAUUUAACCACAGGAUACGACAAUACCAAGCCUGCAAAUAAAGCAGUUCUGCCAGUAUCCAAGACCAACGAAAUGAUUACUUUUACCUUUAAAAAUGGAUUAGUAUGUACACUCCGAACUAGCGGAACAGAACCGAAAAUCAAGUACUAUAAUGAACUUUGCACGCCGCCUGAUCAAAAAGAUUUGAAGCAACUCCAGAAUACCCUUAAUGAAAUGGUAACAGCUAUUGUAGAAGAGUUUUUACAACCAGAAGCAAAUAAAUUGAUCGCUCGUAGUUCGUAAUUGAUGCGCGUGUUCCUCAGAGUUCCUAUUGGCCCA
Messenger RNA from Phymastichus coffea, 2144 nucleotides. It is a transcript of the gene Pgm2a, whose product is annotated as phosphopentomutase. The transcript has 9 exons. The coding region runs from base 291 to 2108 and encodes 605 amino acids. The record is from RefSeq and is a predicted model, not a curated record. NCBI's taxonomy places the organism in Eukaryota, Metazoa, Arthropoda, Insecta, Hymenoptera, Eulophidae. Gene Ontology annotation, molecular function: magnesium ion binding; phosphopentomutase activity. Gene Ontology annotation, biological process: purine ribonucleoside salvage; carbohydrate metabolic process.